This is a messenger RNA of Neodiprion virginianus, 2484 nucleotides long. Its product is annotated as RYamide receptor-like. NCBI's taxonomy places the organism in Eukaryota, Metazoa, Arthropoda, Insecta, Hymenoptera, Diprionidae. Gene Ontology annotation, cellular component: membrane. The transcript has 12 exons. Bases 609 to 2237 code for a protein of 542 amino acids. The record is from RefSeq and is a predicted model, not a curated record. Gene Ontology annotation, biological process: G protein-coupled receptor signaling pathway. Gene Ontology annotation, molecular function: G protein-coupled receptor activity.
CGGCCGGCAUGCCAGUCGAUCUCACGAAUCCGUUACUGUUCCCACGAAAAUAUAUACCGGAUCAUUCGCACGGUCCAAAGUCACUCAGGGUGACUCGAGUCACGGCAUUGUAAUUCGUAGAAAAUUUGUCUGCUGAGAUCUUGUGACUUAAGACUCACCACUUGAUGGACAAUUGAUCACAGAGCACUGCUUCGAGUUAAAAUACCGAGUUAAACUUUUAGCCGAUUAAAUUUCUACGUCGUUCCGUCAACGUGCGCGGGUAUUUGGGGCUGCGAACGCUCCGCUCCAAAGGAAAUGACUUAAAUUUAAGAAAAAUAAAACCAAACUGCAGCGAUCCCUCAUCAAUUUGCAAGAAAGAAAGCAGUGUGAUAAAACUAACGUUUAUGAUUUCAGUGUCGAGACGAGGAAAUGAGGCAGAAAAGUGAUUGAGAUGAGGAUUCGACGGUGCUUCGAAAGUUACUCAAACGGUCCACUAAGCCCGUUGACGCACGGCUAAGUCAACGACAUGAGUGAUAAAAUCGACAAAUGGAAUCUCACCCAACUCCGUGACUGAAAUCCAAAAACACCGGCAGAAAUCAAAGAAAAAGUGGAGAGACUUGCCUCGAUCGAUGAGAGGAUCCCGAUUUCUCCGCAAAGCUGAACGAGACUUGUUAAAUAGUCGAGUAUUAAGACCGAGAAUUCGCAACAUGGACGAUUCAGGCAUGCCGGUGUUCGACGGAUUCGAUAUUAACGAAAACGAAACUGCCGACGACGGCAACAAUUCCCUCAAGAUGGACGAGGUGAAUGCAAUUCUCAGCGACUUCUACAACAAUCUUAACAGCGAGACCAACUAUCUUCUCAUCACCCUCUACGUUCCCGUCAUCGUCCUCGCCGUCACGGCCAACAUCCUCGUCAUCGUGGUCGUCCUCAAGUACCACUACAUGCGGAGGUACUGUCCUGAUUUUUCAAGCGUGACAAACUAUUUUCUGGUCAAUCUCUCGGUCGCCGAUUUGCUCGUUACAACGAUCUGCAUGCCGAUAGCCGUCAGCCAAGCCGUCACCAUGAUAUGGGUCUACGGUGAAAUAAUGUGCAAACUCUUCUUCUACCUUCAAGUACCGAUGUGCAAGAGUGAAACAAUAUUUGCAGGCGUCGCAGUGGCCGCUUCCGUUUUCACAAUAACGGCGAUGAGCAUCGACAGGUACCUUGCAAUAAGGAGUCCGAUAGCCUUCAGGAGGGUCUUCAACAGACGGAGUACCAUACUAGUAAUCGCAGCUCUCUGGCUGGUCGCCUUGAGCAUCUUUGCCCCGGUUUUACGAGCUGUGACGUUGAGCCCGAUGAGUGAAUUGGACAACAUAACGAUCGGAGGGCAACGCAUUGAACACCCAACUUUUUACGUAUGCUCCGAAGACUUCAAGCCACUUGGUAUCCACACCCACAUUUUUGGCGCCGCCUGCUUCGUUCUGGUCUACGCGAUUCCCGGGUUCAUCGUGAUUCUGGCGUAUUCGAUGAUGGGCCGAACCCUCUGCGCCAGAAAACCACCUUUCGAUUGCGACAGUAUAGAAGGCAGUGCCAGCUCACAGCAGGGAUUUCGUUUAGUCCGUGAACGACGUCGCGUUGCUUGGAUCCUGCUUCUUCUGGCGGUUCUAUUCGCUUUAUGCUGGCUGCCAUACAACGUGCUCAGACUUCUGAUGGACCUCGGGGCACUUGGGAGCGGUAGAAACAUGUCGGACGUUUUGUCCUACUGCUUGUUCCUGGGUCAUGCGAACAGCGCUCUCAACCCCAUCGUCUACUGCUUCAUGACGCGUAACUUCCGGCGUAGCGUCUCCGAAAUAUUGUUUCGCAGUCGACACGCUCUUGCCAGGCGUAAGCCUCAUCGUAAAACCACGGGGCCCGCUACGGGGACCUGCAUCGGAUGCAGCGGUUGCGGCGUAACCCCGGACGUCCCCUGGACAGACCCGUCAGGUCAAGAAGUCCCCCGUUGUCAUCUCUGCCUGACCCAGGACCAAUUCGCGGCGGGUCAGCAUCGGGGGGCAACAACGAGCAGCGGAUACGACACCUUCUACAGUCGGCACAAUCCGCACCGGCGGUGCUACAUGAUGAAAGCCGUGUGCAGCCCCCAGCGUCAAGGUCGGGAACAAUGUCAAGGCCGGAAGAACCAGGAGGCCGAUUCGAGCCGAGCGACGUGCCUGCAGGACUCGGGAAAAAGCUGCAGUCGGAAGACUUGCGAUCGGACCGACUCGACGAGGUCAAAUAUUUAAGCGCGACGGAGGCGACGGCGAAAUCGGCGACGUCUACAACGAUGACGAAGCCUCGAUAAAACGGGAUGCGUAUAAUGAGAGGAAUCUCGAGACUCCUCGCCGGACGACUCAAGAGUCUUACGUACACAAGGGUGGUGUACAGAGGUACUCAAAGAUCGCUAUUGUCCGUGGAAAAUCAACCACCGACAAAUUCUCAACCAACUGUAGUCCGCAACGGUGGAGGACAAACAUCUUUAACUAAUGGUCC